UUUAAAAUUUAAAUGGGCUCGACUAAGCCACUCGCGCGAUCGCAUAUUUUUUUAACGAUACUAUCUAGAAACGUAAUGUUCAAUUUAUAGCCGGUCUUGAAAAUUUCAUGUUUCAACUUUUUUUCUCGGUAUGUUUUAACACUUUUUUUACGAUGUUUAUACGAAAAACGAGGGCAAAAAGCGCGAAAAAAAGCGGUCGAACUGUUUACAUCAUUGUUCGAGCUUCUUUAAUACUUAUAGCUUUCGUUUAUGUAACACACAUUGGUAAGGUCACAAAUCAUUUUAAAACGAAUCACUUGGUAUCGAGAUCUUUUACAUGUUGCAUGAAAUUGCCGAAAUGGUUGCUGAAUUUCCCAAACAAAUAUGUCUGUCUUUCUUUCAUUCUCUCUUGUUCGGCUGUCUUUGUUCGAACAUACAUUUUUCUCUCCUAUGAAAAUGAAUUUAAAAAAAGAAGAAGGAUAAAAUGGUGUUCGUUUAAAAAUUCAAGGCGUCUUUCGGAACCAUGAACGAUGCAAAUUCGCGUAUCGUCUGGACGUCUCGCGCCACGUAAUUGUGACAGGGUGGGGACGCGUGUGUGACGCUUCGCAUUUAUAGGUUAACUUUUCGCGCACAGGCGAUCAGUGCCGCUUCAACGAGGGCUCUGGGCUCUCUCGUUGUCGCAGGGGAUUCUUUUGUUCGGCAAGUACUUAAAUUCUCAUCAACAGCCGUGUAAAAUUCAGUCGUUCGUGCACUUGAAAUCCAUCCAGAAAGCGAACUCGAUCGAAACGUUAACAGUGCAUUUCGUUCACGAUCGCCAAAUAAAGUGGUCGUACGUAUUAUUGACACAUCGUCUUGUGCGUGCUGUUCCAUUCCUUUGAAUUAUCGUACGCAAUUGCACAAAAAUCAUUUUCAAACACGAUGACAGAAGAAAGAACGUUUCACGCGUGAAGGCAUAAAGUUAUUUCGUUCGAGGAGGUUCGAAGAAGAGAAGACUAUACUACUACGGGUGUUCGUAUUAUAAAUAGAAUCUUCGUAGCGCGUAGUGAUACACACAAGAUAUUCAGUAGAACAGGCAAUCGUUUAUGCCGGCAAAACUUGUCAUGACGUCUGUUGUCGCAUUAUUUCACGAGGUGUGCAGUGUUCGCGUGCAUCCUCCACGAUGUCUCGUGGUUGAAUCUCGUCGAUGACCUGAACUCUGGGAAGCGUCGUUGCGUGUACGUGCAUCGUAGUCCCCGUGUUUGUAAUACAAAGGAAGAAGAAGAGAACGUUUGCUCGAUCCCUUCGGUAGAGCUCUGUACUUCUCACUGGUUUUUUCGCAUUUGGUGUCGUUGAUCGUUGAUUCGCAUAAGGCGGUUGAGCGCGUGAUGGCAGAGCGGUAUAGAAGGCUGCUGACACGAGGCGCGCGAGUGUGUGCGAGACAUGGCAGCGGAUUUUGAUGAGUGCGACACGACUCCUGUUUAAUUGCAACAGGGGGGAGUUUUAAAAAACUCGCAGAAGUUGCGUAGCGUAGCGAACCUUGUGGGAUACAGUCACGGAAAGAAAGAACAUACAGCGCGCAGCUGCGCGCAACUUCAACGAAAAUAGAACUCUGCACACAGUGUGUGUGGAGGCCAACGACGGAACGAGCGAAGUGUGACAUUAAGGCGAUUGUAGAAUGUCGCGCGUGUCGCUCAACAAGUCGCAGUACAGCCAAUACGGCUCGCGUCGCGUGCGGAAAAUCAGCACGACGGAAAGCGAGUAUUCUGUAGAAGAACAUGCAAGAUUAACAACUACAGAUGGACCAGGUGAUGAAACAUCUCCAGAGGAUGAAGGGGGGUCACUAUGCGAAUACCAUGACAUACCUCCUCCACCUGAUGGUGGAUAUGGAUGGGUUGUGGUAUUUGCAUCAUUCAUGUGUAACAUGAUAGUAGAUGGUAUUGCCUAUACAUUUGGUGUUUUUCUGGGAGAAUUUGUUAAAUAUUUUGGAGAAGGAAAAGGAAAAGCUGCAUGGGUUGGUUCAUUAUUAUCUGGCAUGUACCUCAGUGCUGGACCUGUUGUCAGUGCUUUAACAAAUAAAUACGGAUGUAGAGCAGUAUGUAUGGCUGGAAGUUUUUUAGGUGCAGCAGCAUUUGUACUUUCAACAUUUUCAACCAGUAUAAAUAUGCUUAUGCUGACUUAUGGUGUUAUGGGAGGAAUUGGAUUUGGUCUAAUAUAUUUGCCAGCAGUAGUAUGCGUAGGUUAUUAUUUUGAAACCAAAAGAUCUUUAGCUACAGGCAUUGCUGUAUGUGGUUCAGGAUUUGGUACAUUUGCAUUUGCACCUCUUGCAACAAUGUUACUAGAAACAUAUAACUGGAAAGGAGCAAACUUGAUCCUUGCUGGCCUUAUCUUGCAUUGUGCUGUGUUUGGUGCAAUGAUGAGACCACUAGAAUACCCAAAAGCUUCUUCUGUUAAACCACUGUUACAAAGAAUGGCAGAAGAAAAAAGAUUUCAAAUGGAACGUGGGAGUAUCGGUGGUUCUUAUUUUAUGGUACAAUUGCCAGAUGGAUCAAUGGAGAAAAGAAUGAAGAUGCCUAUUAAUAUUGAUCCUGGUGUCCACUCCAGUUUCAAUUUAGACCAACUAGUGCCUGGAACUCCUUUAACACCAGUUCCAACGGUACCAACCCUCCCCACUAUAUCGGAAGUGAAAGUACAAGAACACUCUUCUAGUGGAGCAACCAGUAACAGUGGCAGUAUGGAUUUAAAGAGCAUUUCCACUAAAUCCAAGAGUAAAAGGAAUAUUGACGAUACCAAAGAAACAAAAGAUGCAUCAGAAAAGGCUGAAAGUGAAUUUAAACCAAUUAUUCCUAGAAACGCUUCACAGCCCGCUUUCACAACUCACGUACAAGGUUUACCGAAGAAUGGUUCUGUGCCAUUUUUUGAUAGAAUUCGUAAAACUAGCACCGGUGAGAGAUAUAAGCCAAGUCUCAGCGCAAUUAAGAAUUCUAGAACGACACUGAAUUCAAACGGCGAUAUCCGAAAAAGCUUACAUUUGAGACUUUCUACAAGCAGUGUCAUGGGCUCCCGAAAUAACAAUGCGGAAGUGGAUGAUGGCGAAAGUAUUACUUUUACGACUAGCAAAUCAAGUAUCCCAAAGGAGAAACCACAAAUAAUUCGGCCAUUAUCUAGAAAGGAUAUUUUUUAUAGUGGCAGUGUACUUAAUUUACCAGAAUAUCAAAGUCAAAAAUCUUUGGCGAAUUAUCGCCAGAGUGUUAUUUCCCUACCAAAAUCCGUUCGCGGAGAUGCUAAAGACAUUGAUGUUGAAAAGGCACCUCAACAACCAUUAUGUCCUUGUUUGGUGCUACCUGACUCGUUCAAGGAAGCCUUGGCAACGAUGAUGGACGUAUCUCUACUGAAAGAUCCAGUGUUUUUGUUAAUUGGUAUUAGUAAUGUGUUUGGAAUGGCUGGAUUGUAUGUCCCCUUUUUUUACUUGGUAGAUGCUGCAGUUUUAGAUGGAAUUGAGAGCAAUUCUGCAUCGUUUUUAUUAUCUAUAAUUGGUAUUACCAACACCGUGGGUCGUGUGGCUUGUGGAUAUAUCGCAGACUUUCCGCAAGUGAACUCAUUGUUGUUGAAUAAUAUCUGUUUAAUUAUAUCGACACUUGCUGUUGCUGCAACUCCAUUUUGUCAUUCUUAUCCUGCUUACAUCGUUAUGAGUAUAUUUUUCGGCAUAGCUAUAUCUGGAUACAUUUCGUUGACAUCAAUUAUUUUAGUAGAUUUAUUGGGACUGGACAAAUUGACAAAUGCAUUUGGCCUUUUAAUUUUAUUCAGAGGCGCUGCCGCUAUUAUUGGUUCGCCUUUGGCAGGUGCUGUUUUCGAUGCAACAAAAACCUAUAGCAUCCCAUUCUUUAUGGCAGGAUUUUUCUUCUUAAUGAGCACUAUAACCAGUUUCAUGGCUCCAGCAAUGAAACGGUGCACGACGCCGCAGACUCAGCCUGUGAUAUUAGAUACGUUGACUCCAAUUGACGAAGAUAUUGAAGAAGAGAACGAGGAAGAUAUUCCUGAAAUUGUAGAAACUGCGCCAUCUCCACAGGAACCGCCUGAAAAAGAAAUUAAACAAAUAGAGUCUGUUCUAUAAGGCUGGUUCGCUUAAAGAAAAAUAAAAUAGCCUUCACCUCCGAGCCACACUGUGAUAGGGCUGCUGCUUUGAGAAGGUCUGAAAAAAAAGGUACUUUUUCGUUAUAAAUUUUAAUGGAUAAAGCACAAAUUACUAUGCAUCACCUGAUGGUAUUUUUGACGUACUUAGAAUUUUUGCAAUUGUAUCUAAUUUUUUUUAUGAAACUAAUAUAUGUAUAUAUAUACAUAUACAUACAUACACUGUGAAAAAUGCCAUCAGGUGUGCAAAAUUUCAUUUGCCUAUGUCAAUAGUAGAUCAUAGAUAGAAGAAUUUAUUAACUUAAUCAGUAUAGAUUGAUCAGUAUAAAAAAACGUUGAAAAAAAGAAAAAAAAAAUGCUUUUUGCACUUACAUAUCGAGUACUCUUGAAAAAGGAAAAAGAAAUAUUAAUCUUUAUCAUAGGUGAUAUAAAUAUACUUAUGAUUUAGAAUAAGGAUGGUCAAUCUAACAUUCUACAACUGGCUCUCUUUUUACCUAUGUUUUCUCAUUACUACCACGUUCUAAGUGUAUUUUUAGUCAAUUGUGUUUUUGGAGGUACGAUUUAUGUAUCGGGAAACAACGAAAACGCUUCGCUAUAAUUAUGUUCAUUUCUUCUAAACUGUUUGUGUUGAUAUCAAGUUCAAUUUGAGAUUGUACGCGUGGCCAACGUCUUUCACGAUCGACCAUCCUUAAUCGAGAACACCCCACCUAUAACUCGUUACUUAAAUCUAUUUUUGGUCGCAACCCAAAGAUACAAUUCCAAUUGAUUACAUUCAGAGAGAUAUUUUUCUUGCAUAUACGAUAAAUGUACAUACAUUAUAUAGGUAAAAAGAAUGUGGAGUAGGUUACAUAUACAUAUAAAUAGAUGAUUCGUUGUCGCGAAAAAAAGAAUUGUAAAUAAUAUAUAGGCAAUUGUAAAAUAGUGUAUAACAAAGAAAUUUCGAAAUUAGACAGAUAAAAUGAUUUCUGUUUUAUGGAACCCUCGUUUACCGGAAGUUGGUUCCUGUAUUAAUAUAUUGAUUAUAUGAACAAUUAAUACGCUCGUAGGUAGAGACUAUAUAAUUAAUAUAUUAACGAUUCAGCUAGAGAACGUUACGUUUCACUGAAUGUAUAAAAAAGAAAAGGAACGUCUCGUCCGAUGUAUCUAGUUUGUGUAAAUUAAUCCUAAUUAAUUAACUAGAAUUGACUGUCGGCAAGAUGCGAUACGAUUCGAGGCACAUUAAUUAACACAAACUAAUUCUUGACUAAAUAUAUACGUGUUUAUUGCAACACGAGUCCCCAGCGAAAUAAAAGAGUUUUAUCGUGUCACCAUGUACCGUGUAAGUAAUAAAAUGAAUACCGAAUAAUCGCGAAUAGAAAGCGAGAGAGAAAACGUUCAUUCAAUUAUAUAUUAUAAUACUUUUUAUUUACGAACGCAUACGCGCCUAUGAUUCGUAUAACUAUAUAAAUCAGUAUUCGAUUAAUACAGAUUUAUAUAUUUAUAUUCAUUUAUAUAUAAAUAUAUACACAUAACGAGGAAAACAGGAGAAUAAUUGUAAAAAAAAAUCUUGUUGAACGGCAUACAACAAAUGUUAUAAAUUGUAUGUACAUUGUAUAUACGGUGAUUUAAUUGGAAACGUUUAUCGACACGCGAUCGUACAUGAUCUACUCUGAAGAUAAAAAAGUGAAGAAAGGAGGAACCGUGAUGCUGUCGAUAAAGAAAACAAAAACGAAAAAAAAAGAAGAAAUACCAACAGUGCUAUUAUCAAUCACUGCUGCUGCUAUCACUAUUACCACUAUUAUUAUUACUACUACGCUACGCAUUAUUAAUUAGUACAACUAUUACGAACACUUAUUUUUAAUUCUCAUGAUUGUCAUACAAGAGGAUGUUUUUUUUCUGUUUCGUGGUUUAAAUCGAACAUAAUUGUAUACAUGCCUACCCAAGCUGAAUGUGUGUAAGUACGUGUGCACGCGUGUCGCCGCCAGCAAAUCUUGCAAUUACAUUUACCAUUAAUAGACUAUAUAACAUAUAAAUAUUAUCGACGCGCGUGCCAUGUGGCAUUCCGCGCAUGCGCAUGGUUUACUUCGUAUGUAUGCAUGUGGGGUUUGGCGGGAAGUACUAGGACAGGGGGAUACAGACAGGAUUCUAGUUAAAAGGAUACGCGAAAUAUGUACGCAUAAUACAAGACAUACACGCGUACGAGGCGUGUAACACACACGUGCACACGACUUAAUCUUGUGCAUACGUUUAAACUUUAAAAAAAAAAAAUAAAAAAGUGAAGUAUAUGUAUGCUAUGGUACAAAGAAGGACAAAUUGUAUUAGGUAACGUUUAUUGAAACUGAAGAGGAAUUAUGAAUUUUUAUUACUGAAA
Molecule: messenger RNA, 6436 nt
Organism: Osmia bicornis bicornis
Lineage: Eukaryota; Metazoa; Arthropoda; Insecta; Hymenoptera; Megachilidae
Product: monocarboxylate transporter 3
Exons: 11
Coding region: 1634-4069 (811 amino acids)
Biological process (GO): transmembrane transport; monocarboxylic acid transport
Molecular function (GO): monocarboxylic acid transmembrane transporter activity
Source: RefSeq, a predicted model, not a curated record